AAAUUUUAAAUUUGUAUGACUCUAUGACUACGAAAAGCAUGCGUUCGGCACCAGUAUUUCAAUAAUUAAUAUUUGAAAGCUAAUUGCAGCAGGCAGCCAAGGGCAUAUCACCGACAAUUGUUUGUACAAUGACUUUAUGUCCAUGUAGGUACAUGUAUAGCAGUUCAAGUAACAGUUCAUUGUUAUGAAAAGGGUUCCGCGGUAAUUGCUUUGAGGUCGCAGCACAGGGACCUCGUCAUACAAGGCUAAGAAAAGUAGCGUGAAGUCCGAUGCUGUGGCCCACCACGUGGAAGUAGCUGCUAUCGACCUUCAUCGGAGAUUCUUGGCAAAGUCAUUCCUCGCAAUGAAUUGGUAUACAUGUAAUUCAGGACGAGCAUAGGGAAUAGCCUGUUGAAAAGCCGCGGGACGAGAACGACAGCUAGGGUCAGUGCUACCCUGGCUUACAGUAUGGCAAGCUCAACCAGCAUCAUCAGGUCGUAUCGUCAGAUAGCGAGUGCACCUUGGACGAUGUGUGUCCUCGCACUUCUUCUUUGUGGCGCGUGGUUAGCUGAAAGCACAUGGGUCCAGUGCCCGUCGACACAACAUCAGUACCAGUAUGUGAAUGUCAGCAUGAAGUUCGCAAAUUCACAGCUAUAUUGUAGAGACAACCUUACUGAUGGCCGGUUGGCCACACCAACAAAUGCAGUAGAGAACACGUGCAUAUCCCAAGUCAAGCCAGCAGUGUCCGUUCGGAUUGGUGUUCUGGUGGUCGGCAACAUGAGCAUCAAUGCACAGACCGGCAUCUUUACGGUGUACUCCAACUGGGGACCUGGGCAGCCGGAUGGCACUGCUGUAACCCGCUGUGUAUCAAUUGUGGGUACAGGAGUGGGAACAGGUGAUAAGUGGGCGGAUGGUAGUUGUGAGUCGACAAAAGGUUUUGUCUGUCAAAGGACAGUAUGUGCAAGCCGUCCGAAAACCAUUGCCAACGGUGUCAUCACUGCGUACGGCACAGCCUACCCGAACAACAUCACUUAUCAAUGUAAUCCAGGAUACUUCAUCAGUGGGCUCGGAAACCAAAGUGUGACUGGAAGAUCAGUGUUUUGCAAGUUGGAUGGUAUCUGGUCGACAAUUGCUAUAUCAACGUGUAACCCUGUCACUUGUCCAUGGCGAGGAACAACACUGGCGAAUGGGAACAUAACAACAUACAGUCGAUCUUACUCGGAAGGCAUAGUCUACAACUGCAGUGCUGGGUUCUACAUUAACGGAGCGUCAAGCGACACUAUAACAAGCCGUUUUUCCAAAUGUCAAGCAAAUAGGACCUGGUCCAGCCCUGCUCCAACUUGCACUGCGGUCAGAUGCAAUAAACCACCGGCUGCGAAAGCAAACAGUGUACGGACUGUGACAACACGGAGGUACCCAGGAUCUGUCACUUACAGUUGCACUGGAGGUACCUAUGUGGAUCAUAUUGCACCAAUCACCCAGAUUACACUUACCUGCCUGCCGAAUAAAAGCUGGAUUGGUGAUGCGCCAUCCUGUUUGCCUCCUGUCUCUUGUCCGAACCGGGUAAAUACCCUGCUUAAUGGGAACAUCACAGCAUUCAGUCUCGUUUACCCGAAGAGCAUAGUCUAUAACUGCAGUGCCGGAUUCUACGUCGGAGGUCAACCUAGCAAGAAAGUAACAAGUCGCGUUUCGAAAUGCCAGGUGAAUGGAACCUGGUCCACUUCUAUUCCAACUUGUGUUGGAAUACAAUGCAAAACUCCACCUGCGGCAAAGGCAUUUAGUGUCGCCCAAGCCGGAGGACGAGCCUAUCCUGGAGCAGCUGUUUAUCAAUGCUUUAAUGGCUACUACGUGGGUGGUCAGACAGACCAGUCAAUAUUCUCUGUAACACUGAUGUGCUCAACUGCCGGUGACUGGCAAGGCAGCUCGCCAAAAUGUCAACGCAAGACAUGCCCGAUGCUCCCUACUCCGAUGUCUGCGACGCUAUCGUACAGCAACAAACUCCUGUACCAGAGUGUAGCCAUGAUCAAAUGCACACAGGGCUACAAGAUCAAGGGUCAGCCUCUCAACUCUGUGAAUGUGCAUAACCGAACAUGCCGCGCAGACAAUACCUGGAGCUUUGCACAGCCAGUCUGUAUAGGUGUGAUUUGUCCACCUUUGAACAAUCAGCUCCCAAACCUGCUGAGAAUAGACAAUAACAAUACACGAGUGUAUGGAAAUACCUCGACAUAUAUCUGUAACACCGGAUAUUACAUAGCCCAGUCUAAAAGCUACUUGGUCAGCACCUAUGUCGUGGAAUGUUUGUACACUGGGAAAUGGAAUGCCAGUGCUCCAACAUGCUCGCCGGUUCGUUGUAUCCAACCACCAUCUGCCAUUGCCAAUGGCUUGGUCAGUGGCAUUGAAGUAACCUACAACAAGACAUACUCAUUCCACUGUCAGAGGGGUUUUCACAUCAGCGGCAGUCCUGCGACCACCACGAGUCUCAUCAUUCAGUGCGGCAGUGAUGCAAAAUGGACCAGCCUGUUUCCUACUUGUGCAGCUGUCAUGUGCAGAGCCAUUCCCAGUUCUAUAGCCAAUGGCACCGUGAGUGUACAGGGCACGAGCAGUUCAUUCGGAUCCAUCGUCAACUACGUCUGCAUGUCCGGCUUUCAAAUCUUUGGCGCAGUACCAACAUUGAGCCGUGCACUAACGUGCAAAUUGGAUGGGCGUUGGAAUAACACCGUUCCCACUUGUAGUGGUGUUCCGAUUUGUCCUCCACUGAGUAAGAUAUCGAAUGGAAAGUUUCUAGCCACCAACGGGCAAAAGAUAGGUUCAGUUGCUACGUAUGUAUGCCAGACAGGCUAUCAACUGCAGGGCACCAGUAAGCGCACAUGCCAGACCAACACACUGUGGACAAGCUCGGCACCUGUAUGCAAUAAUAUCAAUGAAUGUGUUCUAGGUGUGGAUACUUGUAAUCAAGUGAAUGGCACAUGUAAAGAUACCAGAGGUUCCUACAGCUGCUCAUGUAACCCUGGUUAUGCUGGUGAUGGAAGAAAGUGCACAGUUGUUUGCAAGGAUCAGUGUAUUGCAGGUCAAGGCUACUGUACUGCACCAGAUCACUGUGACUGUAUCGGUGAAUAUAGUGGACUGUCGUGUCAGAACUUGUGGCCAGCUGUCACUCGCGUGCGGACUGCUUCGCUGAGCAGUGUGUCUGCACUGAGUACCGUGUCACGGCUAUCCAACUUCUCAGCCGCUGAUGGCGACUAUCAUCCGGGUCGCUGUGCAAUACAGUGCUAUCGUCGUGGCUUUGUCUUUGCCGGAAUGCACAAUGGAAUAGUGUGCUACUGCAGCAGCUCCAAUCCUGGUAUUCUUAGCGUUGCCACUGGUCCAGCAAUACAAUGUGCCGGUGCACCAGCCUUCAGCUGUGGAGGAAGCAAUACAAUCAGCUUCUACCAGCUCAAAGAGGUGCCUCCAACGCAGGUCACUAUCAGCGCAGUUGGCGGGACAACGGUGAGCGUCAGUGGUGAGAUCUUUGUGCUUCUCCGGUCUUCUCUGGACAUGGAGUGCAAAGUAGCAGCUGGCACAUCACCUAUCACGUAUACUUGGCAACACGUUGGUGCUACUCGGUCACGCCAGAAGUUACUACAAAUUUCCCCAACAAUGGUGACUGACAGCGGCCCUGUCACAUGCAUUGUUAGCAAUCCACGCGUUACUUCCUCUCCCAACUUCACCUUACCAACCCAAGCGUCUGCCUUUGUCCGAGUUCAUGUUCAGACACCACCAGUUGCUGCUCUUUCAGCUCUUGAUCUUUAUCUAGUCGAGAGUGAGACACUGAAUAUAAACUGCACUGCGAAGUCUAAUCCUCAAGCCACUUUUGCCUGGAAGAGAUAUGAUCCCAUCACCGACAUUGCAACUAGUUUGCAGGCGUCGGCAAUUGUUGAUGCAAAAAGUGGAAAUCUCCUCAUUGAAAAAGUAUCCAAGUCCGACGAGGGCAGCUAUCGAUGCAGAGCAACCGAUUCUACAAUUGUCUUUCCGAGUGACCAGAGAAGUGAUGUCGUCAUGAAGUUGACAGUUACUGUCGGUGCUCCGUGUGGAGGUCCAUGCAUUGUAAACAACUCACAUUGCGACACACAAGCAGGAGAAUGCUACUGCCUCCAAGGAUUCACGGGAAAUGCGUAUGUGUCCUGUUCAGAUAUCAAUGAAUGCAUGUCUACGCCGUGUUCCAGUGACACGGUGUGCGUGAACGAAGUGGCUGCCUACACAUGCGUCCCAAGGUGUGAAUUUGACCGAUCAGCAGCUGGUUGUGAUCCAGGUGGUCCCGAUGACCAAUCCGGCUCCGAAAGUGAUGGAGCAGUUGGAGCUGCCGUUGGAGGUGCAGUCGGCGGGAUACUGGUUCUUGCAGUUGUCAUCGCUAUACUCGUGUUAUAUCUCAAGCGACAAAAAAAAGACAAGCGCAUGUUGUCUCGCAACAGCAGCAAGUUGGUGCUGGUGAACGGACGUGGGCAGAAAGAGUCACAGUCACAGGAUGCUAAUGACUACGAAGUCCCGGAAGCCACGAAUGGGCCGGGGCGAGAGAAAAGGAUAUCACGGAAUAUGUUCCAAACUGCGGACAGUAGCUUUGGAAAGUCACCCUGGACAGGAGCAAUCUACUGUGAAGCUGGAGGAGAAGCGAGCGUCGCACUCUUCCCUACGGUUAAUGCUGAUGAUUUGGUUGAUAAUCUGUACGACACGAUGACUCGAGAUUUGAGCCGGCAUGCCGCUGAAGAAGGCACGUACGACGUUUUACAGCGAGCUGAGCCCGUCAAGCACACUGCAGCAUUCCCAAAAGGGCGACCGUCCGCCCGACCGCAUGGCGACACUGGAGAACUAACGGAUCUGUAUGACACGCUGGAAGCUAGGGAUGCUGCUACUGCGGGGGGAGAUCCUUCAUUCCAGGCGCGGAAGAAAGAUAAAGAAGCAGCCAGCGAUGACGGUACACACGCUCAAUACAACACCCUGGCACCAAGAUCAACAACAGUCAGUGGCGGCCCGCAGCCGAUAAACCCCGUGCCUUCAGGCAGACCGCAGGUUGAUCGUCAGCGGCACAGCACAACCACGAUUGGCCAACGUAUUGCUAAGCGACCGGCGGCAUCAACUGACUCUCGCACUUUGCCUCACAGGCCCCGGGCUAAAAUCCCACCAAACUCUACAGCGAGCGUCACUGUACCUGACUCUGGUGCCAGCGCCUAUGAGGUGAAUGACCUCGAGACCACAGAAAAUUCAGUACGACCUCCACUUGCCAGUGUCAGUGGUCGGCCGCUUCCACCACCAGGGACUUGCGCGUAUGAGGUGAAUGACCUCGAGACCACAGAAAAUUCAGUGCGACCUCCACUUGCCAGUGUCAGUGGUCGGCCGCUUCCACCACCAGGGACUCCGUCGAAGUCCCCGCCUGAACAGCCAAGAGCCACAGAUAAUUAUGAAGUCACCGAACUUGAGGAAUCCACUGAAACAGUUCAACAUGACGAGGUGGGUAGUACUGUGCAGAAGCCGCAUAGUGAUGAGAGCAAGAACAGGGACAGUGGCCAUGGCGCUGACCAUGAUGACACCACAGACUACAACUACGCCACUCCAGAGAGUAUCAAUCAGCUGAGCAAAGCGAAUGCCGCUAAACUGGCAGCCUCUUCUUUGCAGGGAGCGGAGGUUGAGUCGGAGUACGACUGCCCUGACUCAUUCAUGCCAGCAGCAGCACCGGCAGCGGCACAAUCCACCAGUGGCCUGGCGAGACCGUAUGUAAACGAGCCAUCUCCCAAGAAGCGAACAACGAAGCUGCCUGAUCUCCCAGAUGACAGUAAGCCAGUCACGGAGCUUUCAGGAGAGCCAGCAGGCAUACAUGAGAGUAACAGCGCAUCGGAAUUGCAACAGUCAAAUGAGCGGGAUCUAUACUCUGUGGCAGACAUGUCAAGAAAGGCAUCGGUAAGGCAAGACAUGAGCGCGGAAAAGCCAUCACCAGAAGAACAUGAUGUGUACGCCAGACCGGACAUGACAAGAAAGACUUCGGUGAGACGUCCUGCCAAGGCAAUCGAAUCGUCCUCGACUGGGGAGAAGGAUAUCUAUGCUGCACCCAACAUGGCUAGAAAAACAUCCGUCCGGAGACCCGCAAAGGAUCAAACAGCAGCAGCAGCAGCAGCAGCAGUAGCAGCACCAGAGGCCCAGGUAGCCGAGUCGAGAAUUCCAGAGAGUGAUGAAGACGAUAAGGAAGUGCCUCCGGUCAGGCCAAGGAGAGAAUCAGAUGAGUUGGAAAAUGCUCCUGUUCCCAAGGAAUCGAACGAAAGCGUGGGUCUACUUGGUCAUGAUGAAUUGGAGAGAAAAGACUCUCCCACAGCUCAGCUACGGAAUGGCGAAACACCCCAUGCAGAUGAAAUGGCACAGGAUGAGCCUGGAGAUCAAGCAAGCAGUGGACAGCCGACAAGUCAAAAGGUCCAGACGACACGUCCAGUUGUCAUGCCGGUGCGUAAGAGAGCCUCCAAGUUUGGUGCCGUCUCCGGCAAAGCACCACCGGUGACCCCUCGGUGGUGAAUCUCAGCUGCCCAUCAUUUGCUCACCCGGUGGUGCUCUUUGCCGAUUGGCUAAAGGAAAGUUGCACUAUUUUGUGCCAGGAAACUAUACACUGAUGACCAUUUGUACAGCAGUGGCCUUGCCAGAUAACUCUGAGACACUUGAGAUUGUUGAGUGCAUUGUGUAGAAUAACGGAUCAAGUAAUUUAUAACUGUGAUAUGUAUGUGAAGUUGUACCCAACUCACUUCAUAGAAGAAGAGGAUGGUCAGACCUCACUCGGAAGUAUAGCAUGCAAGUGCAACUGUAUUUCUGUCUCCUUGUUACAUAUCAGCUACAUGUACUUGGAUACAUUAUUUAUGGAAGCUCUAUCUUUGAUGCUGACUGAUUCGAUUACACCUGUACAUGUACACGUACGGCAAAUUUUGCAGAAUGAAUCAGGACAUUUGCUGAGUAUUACCUGGAAUAUGUCUCUAC
Molecule: messenger RNA, 6963 nt
Organism: Sycon ciliatum
Lineage: Eukaryota; Metazoa; Porifera; Calcarea; Leucosolenida; Sycettidae
Exons: 25
Coding region: 448-6510 (2020 amino acids)
Molecular function (GO): calcium ion binding
Source: RefSeq, a predicted model, not a curated record